This is a messenger RNA of Fonsecaea monophora, 2283 nucleotides long. RefSeq lists its product as hypothetical. The record is from RefSeq and is a predicted model, not a curated record. The transcript has a single exon. Bases 1 to 2283 code for a protein of 760 amino acids. Gene Ontology annotation, cellular component: mitochondrion. NCBI's taxonomy places the organism in Eukaryota, Fungi, Ascomycota, Eurotiomycetes, Chaetothyriales, Herpotrichiellaceae. Gene Ontology annotation, molecular function: ATP hydrolysis activity; ATP binding.
AUGCGAAGGUCAGCUAUCUGCCUCUUCCGGCAAUCCCUGAAAUGUGGCCAGAUCAAUCUCAUUCAGAUCCAGAAUGGGACUUUCUACAAAGAACAUCCAUCGGUCGAUCGUCAUGACUCAUCCUCAAACCCACCUCUGUUCCCGAACCUGACAUUCGAGCUGCCUGCGACGGUCCAAGACAAAGCUCGCCCUGUUGAGAGGACAAACGAGCAUUGGGCCGUCAUCAGUGCAUCGGACGGCGCAACAUUUCUCGAGAUACUACGGGGUUCACACAUCUGUUUGCCGCCUAACGCGAGGUCGUACCCUUACUUGGCCUCUGCCUACAUCGAUGACCAGAAGGACCACCGACUUCGUGUCCCUUCACGCGCGAUUCAGUAUGUGGGCUUCAACAGCGCAAAAGGACAAGUGGCUGGGGGAUCAGGAGGGGUAAGAGGCGCAUACCUCAGUGCUCGCUAUGAGAGUCGACGGGAGGAAACAGAUUGGACCGUCCUGCAAUAUCUCAAGGGCGACACAGAGCUCAAUCCUGGACAAAAAGCCCCAGAUGGUGGCGUUGACAGCCAUCUCCUUGACAAAGUCAUCUCGGAUCUUCGUUUGGGGAAGUUGACAAACAUGCCAGUGAGCAACCUCAGCAAUGGACAAACAAGACGCGCGAGGAUUGCCAAGGCAUUACUGGGGAGACCACUCCUUCUCCUGCUCGAUGAACCGUUCAUGGGCCUUGAUCCUCCUACGUUGGUGACCCUGUCACCUAUGUUGAAGAGGCUGGCAUAUCAGUCGACACCGCUUUUGAUGCUCGGGCUACGUCCUCAGGACCCAAUCCCGGAUUGGAUAACCCAUCUGGUCGUGCUUGGCCAUAACCAUACCGUGGCAUUGAUGGGUGAAAAAACCAAAGUGCUGUGGGACAUACGUAGGUGGGUGAAUCUGGUCUCUGCAACGGAUGUUUCAGCUGCGGACCAAAAGGUUGUCGAUCGAAUCACGAGGGACUAUGGCCUUCCGUUGACUGGCGUCACCGGCGAUGUGUUGAGCGAGACAGGUAUAUCAAGACAUCCAGAAAUGCUUGAGGAUCCCAGCCCUGCUCUGGACGCCCAAAAGGAAACUGGACGUUCUCUCGAGCGCGAUAUGGAGACAGAGAAACAUGGCCGACAAAGUCUCAGCAAGUUACUCCAACGUGCCAUUGCCGCAGCUCCCACCCCGUCCUCUACACCUACCCCGGAACCCAGUGGAUCGUCUCACCAGUCAGGAGAGUCCUCGUCAUCUUUGGGGGGCGACAGGGACAGACAACUGGGUGACCCUCUGAUCGAACUCACUUCUAUCGUUGUCCAGUACGGCUCUAAAACCGUUCUCGGCCAUCCUCCCCCACAGCCAGGUCACAGCACUCCGGGUUUGAACAUGACAAUCUACGCCGGCACACGUCUCGCGCUCCUCGGCCCCAACGGCUCCGGGAAAACCACGCUCCUCUCACUCCUGACUUCGGACCACCCGCAGUCCUACUCCCUGCCGAUAAAGUUCUUUGGGCGCACAAGAUUACCUGAUCCGGAGCGGGGGGUUUCCGGGUUGAGUCUGUGGGAGAUCCAGAGUCGUAUAGGACAUUCAUCUCCGGAGAUUCAUCAGUUCUUUCCCAAGCACCUCACCGUGAGGAGAGUGCUGGAGAGUGCAUGGGCAGAGACGUACGCAGGAAAGCCGGAUCUCACCGCGGAACGAAACGCCUUGGUGGAACGUUUCCUCAGGUGGUGGGAGCCUGAACUCCGACAAGACGCGGUUGAUGGUGAUGCUUCCGGGUUUAGUAGUGGUUCAGAUCUCAGCUGGGCGACCGACAAACAAGUCCACGCGUUCGGCCAGCUGCCAUUCUCUGCCCAAAGGCUUCUCCUCCUUCUUCGUGCUCUCAUCAAGCAGCCCGAUAUAGUCAUCUUGGACGAAGCCUUCUCAGGUCUAUCUGCAGACACGAGGGACAAGGCCAUGUCGUGGCUCGAGUUUGGCGAGGACAAGGCACCACCGACACCGAAGAGCGCAAUCUCUCCUCGACAACCCCAGGCUGGUGGUGGUAACGUUGCAGAUUCUCCAGCUCAGGCGUCGCAGAAUGUCCGGUUCCCAGGUCUCACGCCCGACCAGGCCCUCGUCGUGGUCAGCCACGUCAAGGAAGAGAUCCCCGACUGUGUCGACGAGUGGCUCCGGCUUCCAGGCGAGGAGGAGGUCUUGGAGAGCGGCCGGGGCGUCGAAGGCGGUCGCACGCCCGAGCGAGCCUGGGUCAAGUCCCAGGAGGGGUGGAUGAAGGUCUGGGGGUUGUAA